This is a messenger RNA of Penicillium soppii, 1458 nucleotides long. Its product is annotated as pantothenate transporter. The transcript has 4 exons. Gene Ontology annotation, cellular component: plasma membrane. Gene Ontology annotation, molecular function: pantothenate transmembrane transporter activity. The record is from RefSeq and is a predicted model, not a curated record. Bases 1 to 1458 code for a protein of 485 amino acids. Lineage: Eukaryota; Fungi; Ascomycota; Eurotiomycetes; Eurotiales; Aspergillaceae. Gene Ontology annotation, biological process: pantothenate import across plasma membrane.
AUGGUUUCAGCCUGGACAAAGAUUGCAAUCUGGCUCUGGGGGCCAGAUGCCAAAGAUCGUGCCCUGUUGUCCAAACUCGACGUGACCCUACUCCCUUACUUCUCAUUGAUCUGGUUUCUGUUUGGCGUCACCCGAGCGAGUUAUUCCUCUGCCUACAUCAGCGGCAUGAAGGAGGCACUGGGCUUCCAGGGCAAAGAAUACAACUAUAUGACUACUGCGUACUUGGUUGUCUACGCUGUGUGCCAAAUGCCGGGAACGAGUCUAUUGACUAUUUAUCGUCCUAAAUAUGUGUUCGUAGCUGCCAACGUCACCUGGAGCGUCUUAACCUUGAUCACGUACAAGAUGACACAUGCCUGGCAAGUGAUUCUGCUCAACGCGAUCGAGGGAGGGUUUUCGGCCAUCGCAUAUGUGGGUGCCCACUUCAUUCUCGGCUCCUGGUACAAGAGGUCUGAGCUUGGCAUGCGGGCUGCUGUCUUUUGUGUGUUUGGUCAACUGGGGACCAUGGCGGGUGGCUGGAUUCAAGCAGGCUUGCUGGCGGCAUUAGCAGGGAAGGACGGUCUUCCACCCUGGAAAUGGAUUUUCAUCAUUGUUUCAGCGAUGACCGUGCCCGUUGCGUUGUUUGGGUGGGUAUUCAUCCCCGAUCUUCCAGCACAUCGUGCGGCCUGGUUCUUGAACAGCGAACAAAAGGAGCAUGCAGUAUCACGACUGGGUACUGUACGCAAACAAUCCUGGGACGUGACAGUAUUCAAGCGUGUUUUACUGAGCUGGCAAUUCUGGCUCUUACCAUUUAUCUUCAUGCUCUAUUCCCUUUGUGUGCAGUCCCUGCAGAACAAUGUUAUGGCCUACUGGAUGGCAUCCCGUGGCUAUACCACCAUUCAACAGAACAACUACCCCACAGGCAUCCACGCAACUGCCAUUCUCGGCACUGUAGUCUACGCCGGAAUUUCCGAUAAGCUGCAGUCGCGCUGGGAAGUAUCCAUUGCCAUCGGUCUGACCUUCAUCAUCGGCUCAUCGAUCCUCGUGUCGAAUCCAUCCACGGACGCAGGCUAUUUCGUGGCAUUUUAUCUACUCGGUACAACAUUUGCGCCCCAAGCAGUCUGGUACUCGUGGAUGGCAGACGUCACGGGCCAUGAUUUCCAGCUCCGCGCCAUCACAACGGGCUUCAUGAAUUCCUUCGACUUUGCCUUCGUGACUUGGUGGCCGUUGAUCUUUUACCCUGCCACAGCUGCGCCAAACUUCCACAAAGGAUAUAUUGCAAGUCUGGUGACGGGGUCCCUGACACUCCCGUUCAUUGCUUUGAUUGCGUAUCUUGAGAAAAGAGACCGAGCACGGGGCGUUAUAGGGAGGGUUGAACGAGAAGAACCAAUUAUUGAUGAGAAUACACGUUUGCGAGGAGACGAGUGUGGGAAGCCAGUAGGUACACCUGUCAAUGUACGUGCAGCAGAGAUUGAUGUCUGA